AUGACUUGCGAUAACAAGCACAUGGAAGAAGACGUUUGGGGAGGAUCUGAUGAUGAAUUGGAUACCAAACAGCGCGAUAAAGAGUGGAAUAAGAUGGAGGAUAGAUACAUGGAUGAAGGUUACAGAGAGGGAAUUAGCUUUGGAAAGGAAUCACAUCUGCAAUCAGGAUUCGAUGAGGGCUACACAGUGGGUGUGGUGUAUGGUAGAGAAUACGGUAGACUGCGUGCAUUUGCGAAUCAAACACUGUCGCUGUUGGCCGGCAAUGACAAUGGCGCAGAUAAUGGAUUAGUUGAGCGCGCUAGAAAUUUAGUAGGCAGCGUCGGUAGAGUGGGUGCUCAGCAAAUACUGCCCAAAGAUAUAGAGGCUAUAGAACACGCCCGUGAGCAUGAGCAGGCAGAGCAGGCAGCGACACACAAGAGCAAGAUAUCAUUUAAUGAGGAAUUGGGCGGUGAGCGUGGCAGACAGAGGGAUAUCGAUCAUAUCACCGCUGAAUUGGAUAGAUUGGGUGAGGCUGUCGAUGGCCGUGUGUUGCUUGAUGGGUUGUGGAUGGAGCUGAGAUUGCUGGUUACGGAAUCAGCCACUCUGCGCCCGCUGUUGGAUUCUUUGUAG
Wallemia ichthyophaga EXF-994 is the source of this 609-nucleotide messenger RNA. Its product is annotated as Yae1 domain-containing protein 1. The coding region runs from base 1 to 609 and encodes 202 amino acids. Lineage: Eukaryota; Fungi; Basidiomycota; Wallemiomycetes; Wallemiales; Wallemiaceae. The record is from RefSeq and is a predicted model, not a curated record. The transcript is spliced from 2 exons.